AGGACUGUCUGGGUGAGCUCUGUUGUGCCUUUCAUUCCUUGCCUAGGCUCUGUGGCUCUGUCGUUUGGCGGGUUUACCCCCUUUUUCUACUGCACAAUGCCUUUCGGUGUGGUCUUGAAAGAGGACUCCAUAGCUUUGGAUGUCUGGAAAUCUAUUAUGGAAUGAAAGCACGUUCCUGUCUCCUGGGCAGAACUUCAGGGUUUGUUUGAAUGGGCCCGGGGGCGUGGCUUCUUUUGCGAUCCGGCAGAGGCAUUUUCUGGGGAGGUGUGGCGCAGUUUGGGGGAGUGCCUCAUGGACUUUCUCUCCUCUGCCCUCACGCUGGAGGCAGCCAGGUUGUUAGUUGUGUGGCGAAAGAUUGAUCUCUUUUUCCGGGAAAUGAAUCCCGCUAGCUCGGAGAUCGCGGCAGAUUCUCGGAGCGACGCCCCCUCCCCGGUGGUAGGUGGGAGGCCGCAAAGGGGCGCGGCCGCGGUGUCGGAUGUGGGAUUCCCGUCCGAGCUCGAUCCCCCGUCUCCGAGGUCGGAGGAUUCUUUUCCUCCCCCUCCGGCUGCUGCGCUGGAAGAUUUGUCCCUCUCCGAUUCAGAUUUCCAAUUUUUGGGGGACAAGGGAGGCCUGAGCCCGCCCCGGCCGCUCGAACAGCGAGGGGGCGGGGCCCCGCAGUCGUCACGGCCGGCACCGCCCAUUCCUGCGCCACGGCGCCGGCGAGCGGGGGUGGGGGAGCCUUUCAUUCAAGCUUCCCCAGCAUUGACGGGUGGGGAGGAACCCACGCCGCGGCCCCCACCCCUUGUCGAGCAUGAUUCCAUUACCAUGCUCUGCCCGAACUGCGGAACUUCCACGACGUAUCCUCUGGAUACGUCAGAGGUGGAGCUGCCCUCCGUGCCGCCCCACUUGGGCGCCGAGGGUGGCGCCUUGGGCGCCCCUGCGCCGCUUCUGCAGAGCUUGCAGGGGGCGGACGCCGCUGGAGGCGGGGUCUGUGUCGGCUUUUCGCCGGCCCCCGCCCUUUUGGGUGGGCAGUCCGUGCAUUCCCUUUCGGGGGGGCUGCCGCCUGCUAUUGGCCGGCGGGGCCUCGGUGAAACUUUACUCAGUGGGAUCCCGGACAGGGCGGCGGCUGGCUCGGGCAAGGGCGGAGCGGCGCCGAUCCCCGCUCCCUUCCUGGGUUCCCCUCCCCCUGCACCGGCCGCGCCUGUGGUGCUGACCACGGUGCGCGGCGAGGGUGCAGUCCCGCGAACCGUGCCACUGCCGGCUCCCUGCUGUCCCCCAGCGCGGACGGCGCCUGUGCUGUUGAUAGCGGCGCACGACGGGGACGCAGCCCCGCGGGCACCGGCCGCCCCCCGCUCCCCCCCUGCGCUGAGUGCGCAGGCGCCCUUGACCACGGUGCACAGCAGAGCGAUAGCUCCGCCAGCCGCACCCGUCCCAGCACAUUGCAAUCCCCCUGCACAGGGCUCGGGGGCUCCGUCGGAACCUACGCCUGUCGACGAGCCUUGUACCCGUGUUGCGGCGGCCGCUGCUACUAGCCUGCCGGCGGCCGCAGACACUGCUGGGGCUGCGGCAGCGCCAGCGGGCCCGCCCCUGCAGCCUCCCACCGGCGCUGCGCCUGCGAUGGGAGCAGGCGCUGCAGCUUUUAACUUCAGCGCGGGUGGGGACGCAGCUGGGGUCCGGCCGGCCCUUCCCAGGGCCAAGAGACCCCGCGCUCUGGGAUCCUCCACCUGGACACUCCCCCCUUGUAAUGUCACAGUGCAGCCGAAGAACCAGGAGCGAUUUUGGGGGGAGGUUAGAGUCAAGAUGGAGGAAGUGGAGGAAUGCAUGUGUACACAUCGUCCUCCGGAGUCUGAAAAGAGGCUCUUUAGCUCUGCUGAUGUUGUUGCUGACUCUGCUGGACCUCCGGUGUCUGGCGUUCAGCUGGCCCCCAGCUAAGUGUCUGCCUCUGUCCCUGUGGACCCCACGGGACGGGAUGUGGCAGGUGCUGCCACCCUACCAGGAGGUCUCCAGGCUUUCCCUGUCCUAACAGGUGUUACCCAUAACACCCACCAGCCUUUGCAUUGGAAAGCCCUGAUGGAGCUUCGUGAUAGGGUGGGGAAAUAUGGCCUGGGGUUUGGUGAAGUAAUGCAGAUGCUCCAGUUUUUCAAUGGUCAUCUAUUAACGCCUUAGGACAUCCGAAGUCUAGCUGGUGCUCUAUUUCCACCUGUCGAAUACGACAUUUUCGAGUUGAAAUCGAAUCAGCUAGCAAUCAGCACAGUGGAGCAAAAUACCACACUAGGCCCAACUGAUGUCAGGCGCACGGCUAAUACCGAUAAGCUGCUGGGCAUUGGAAAUUAUGCCGAUGCCAAUGGACAAGUUGGGUUUGAGCCCUUGGUGCUUGAGCAGUGCCAGCAGGUAGGCAUGGCAGCUCUGGUUCAGACCAUAGCAAUGGCUGCUCCAGAGGAAUUGUUUGUGACAGUUGUCCAGGGAGUUGAUGAGCCUUUCCUGCAUUUUGCAGGAAGGAUGACUGCUGCGGUAGAAAAGCAGGUCGGUGAUCCCGAGGCUAGGAAGCUAUUACUUAAGCACCUGGCCCGAGGCAACUGCAAUACUGAUUGCAGGAGGAUCAUCAACGCACUUCCUGGUGAUCCGUCCAUCCCUCAGAUGGCGGAAGCCUGUGCAAAGAUAGGCACACGUAGCCGCAAGUUUGUUGCCUUGGCGGCUGCUGUGCAGCCGCCUCUGGCUAUGGCUCUACAACCAGCCAUGGCUACUGUGAUGCAGCCUGCUUGGAUAGUCCCUCAGGGCAGGCUGCAACAGUAGGGCAGUAGCCAAACCAGGAAAAAACAGGGGAAGAAAGUGCAGAAAACCACGACCCCCUUGUUUCUGUGCGCUCGAUGUGGAAAACCAAAUCACUACGCAAAUAAUUGCAAGGCAAUGGUGCAUGUUAAUGGCCAUCCCCUUCUGGCGUUGGAAAAUGUGAAACGGAGCGCAAAGCAGAGACGUGCUCAGACACAAGAGUCUCUGCCCCCACCCGAACCGAUGGAGGUCUGCUUAGCAGGCUUGCAGCCAGCACCCGCAGUUCAGCAGGUGUUGACGUCUGCACAGCCGAAUCUGUUGUCAUAGACUCGGACAAGAUACACAGGGUCCCCUUGGAUGCCUUUGGUCCUUUGGGUGAUGGCAUGAAUGCUUUCCUCAUGGAGAGGUCUAGUGCUAUCAUUCAGGGUAUCAUUGUGCACAGGGGACUCAUUGAUGCCGAUUUCUCAGGGCAGAUUCAUGCGAUGGUCUCCACACCCACCCCCCCUUUGACUAUUCCAAAAGGCACCCGUAUUGCUCAACUUGUUCCUUUUAAGUCUUCUGUUUCCAGGAGGGAGGACCGGUCACGAGGUGACAGCGGCUUCGGCUCUACUGGGCCGCCUCAAGUCCACUGGACCGCUGUCCUGACCAAAGACCGUCCUGAGAUGGUGUGUACCGUGACCAUGGCUGGUGCAACGCCGUCGGAGAUUCACCUUCGCGGCCUCCUGGAUACCGGGGCCGACGUGAGCAUUUUCUCCCUGGCAGCUUGGCCCCCGCAGUGGCCUUUGAGCCUGGUACAGACACCUAUCACGGGCUUAGGAGGAACGAAGCAAUGCUACGUGAGCCAGAAUCCCGUGGUCGUCACCAACCCGGAGGGACAGACGGCCAUGAUUUGGCCUCAUGUUACAGAGACUGCUAAGAACCUCUGGGGGAGGGAUGUUUUGGCCGCGUGGGGGGUACGAAUUAGUACAGAUUUUUAAUGGGGGCCACUGUGAUGAAGGGCGCAGUGUCCCACGCCUCCUUUACGGUGGCUGGUGGACAAACCCAUCUGGGAGAAUCAGUGGCCCCUCUCUCAUGACAAGCUAGUUGCCCUUCAUGAACUUGUACAGGAACAGUUGGACCAGGGGCAUCUGGAACCAUCUACCAGUCCCUGGAACACUCCUGUCUUUUGCAUCAAAAAGAAGUCUGGGAAAUGGAGGUUCCUACAAGACCUCCAAAAAAUCAAUGCCGUGAUGGAAGGCAUGGGGACAUUGCAGGCGGGCAUGCCAUCGCCUACCAUGCUUCCCGUGGACUGGCCGGUCCUCAUUGUGGAUCUGAAGGAUUGUUUUUUUAUGAUCCCUCUGCAUCCUGAUGACAGACCAAAAUUUGCCUUCACAGUACCAACAAUAAACAAUGCUGAACCAGCACAGAGAUAUCAAUGGAAAUUUUUGCCUCAAGGAAUGCUAAUUUCCCCGGUAUUAUGCCAAUGGUAUGUGGCCCGUGCCUUGUCUGGAAUUCGCAAGCAGUUUCCUGAUGCUCACGUCUAUCAUUAUAUGGACGACAUUUUGGUGGCUGCGUACACCCAGGAUGAGCUGCUGAGGAUACAGCCUCAGCUGUUGGAUGCUCUGCAUUCACAUGGACUGCAGGUGGCUCCAGAAAAGGUACAACAACAACCUCCCUGGAAAUAUUUGGGUGUCAAAAUUCUGGAACGGACAAUCCGUCACCAGGAGGUGCAAUUUGUGCAAUCGGUGAAGACACUGAAUGAUGCUCAGAAGCUGGCUUCAGACGACACGCAUCAGCCUCGAGCGAAGGUUUGGGUCUGGAAUUUAGUCACCAAACAAUGGGAAGGACCCUAUGAUCUGAUUGUUAUGGGACGUGGGUAUGCGUGUGUGUCCACAGAUACUGGGGCACGCUGGGUACCUUCAAAGUGUGUCCGUCCUGACCUGCGACAGCAGAGGCAGAAUCCGGCCGACAGGCGAGGUGGAGUCUGUGACCAGACUGAAGGUCAUCAAAUGGAUGAAUCCUCAGGCGAUGACUCGGACGCAGACGACGCGAGUGAUCGCUCUGAAGAUUCCUCCACGGAUAAUCACUGGACUCUGUACAGUUUUUUCCAUUGUAAAAAUUGUUCAUUUUUCUUUUUCUGUUUUUUCUUGUUUUAAAGAUAAAAAGGGUGACAUGUCACCCUGGUUCUGAA
Molecule: messenger RNA, 4918 nt
Organism: Prinia subflava (tawny-flanked prinia)
Lineage: Eukaryota; Metazoa; Chordata; Aves; Passeriformes; Cisticolidae
Product: skin secretory protein xP2-like
Exons: 2
Coding region: 292-1911 (539 amino acids)
Source: RefSeq, a predicted model, not a curated record